Echinops telfairi (small Madagascar hedgehog) is the source of this 3573-nucleotide messenger RNA. It is a transcript of the gene GLYR1, whose product is annotated as glyoxylate reductase 1 homolog. Gene Ontology annotation, molecular function: NADP binding; oxidoreductase activity, acting on the CH-OH group of donors, NAD or NADP as acceptor; NAD binding. The record is from RefSeq and is a predicted model, not a curated record. The transcript is spliced from 17 exons. Lineage: Eukaryota; Metazoa; Chordata; Mammalia; Afrosoricida; Tenrecidae. The coding region runs from base 1 to 1908 and encodes 635 amino acids.
AUGCGCACAGGUUCCGAGACUGCAAAGCAGCACCAAGCCCUGGACGACUGCCAACCGCCCUCCGAGACGGACUGUGGCCGCCUCCCUCGAGCUGCGUGGCGUCGUUUCUGUCCCCAGAGGAAGGCUUCAUUCUGGGGAUUUAGAUCCGACUCCGGACUGGGAAGUUGGUCUGGAUGGACAGAGGAAACUGCCCGCCCACCCCGCUCUCCCGAAGGCACUAGACAAGUGGCUCUUGAUGGUUUUGUUGUUGGAUGGCCCUUGUCGCCGGGAGAACGCGCUGACCUUAGGGGGAAACUCGGCAGGUAUCCUCCUUGGCCAGGAAAGAUCGUCAAUCCACCCAAAGACUUGAAGAAACCACGUGGCAAGAAAUGCUUCUUUGUCAAGUUUUUUGGGACCGAAGAUCAUGCCUGGAUCAAAGUGGAGCAGCUCAAGCCCUACCACGCACACAAGGAGGAGAUGGUCAAGAUCAACAAGGGCAAGCGGUUCCAGCAGGCCGUGGACGCUGUGGAGGAGUUUCUUCGAAGGGCCAAGGGGAAAGACCAGACGUCCUCCCACGCCUCUGCUGACGACAAGAGCCGGCGGAAUUCCAGCAGCGAGGAGAAGAGCCGGGCGGGCGCUGGGGACGAGAAGCGAAAGCUGGCGGAGGGGAAGGUGAAGAAGGGCGCAGGGGACAGCAAGAAGAGGGUGUCCUCGGGCUCCUCCGAGAGAGGCUCCAGGUCCCCCCUGAAGAGAGCCCACGAGCAGAGUCCCCGCAAGCGGGGGCGCCCCCCAAAGGAUGAGAAGGAUCUCACCGUGCCCGAGUCUAGUACCGUGAAAGGCAUGAUGGCUGGACCGAUGGCUGCAUUUAAGUGGCAGCCGACUGCCAGUGAGCCUGUGAGAGAUGCAGACCCUCAUUUCCAUCACUUCCUGCUCAGCCAGACCGAGAAGCCAACUGUCUGUUACCAGGCCAUCACAAAGAAGUUGAAGAUAUGUGAAGAGGAGACCGGCUCCACCUCCAUCCAGGCGGCUGACAGCACCGCAGUCAACGGCAGUGUCACGCCAACUGACAAAAAGAUAGGAUUUUUGGGCCUUGGCCUCAUGGGAAGUGGCAUCGUCUCCAACUUGCUAAAAAUGGGCCACACGGUGACAGUCUGGAACCGGACUGCAGAGAAGUGUGAUUUGUUCAUCCAGGAGGGGGCCCGCCUAGGAAGGACCCCCGCUGAAGUCGUGUCGACCUGUGACAUCACCUUCGCCUGCGUGUCGGACCCAAAGGCAGCCAAGGAUCUGGUGCUGGGCCCCAGUGGAGUGCUGCAAGGGAUUCGCCCCGGGAAAUGCUACGUGGACAUGUCGACAGUGGAUGCAGACACAGUCACCGAGCUGGCUCAGGUGAUUGUGUCCAGAGGGGGACGCUUUCUAGAAGCCCCCGUCUCAGGGAACCAGCAGCUCUCUAACGACGGCAUGCUGGUGAUCUUAGCAGCCGGGGACAGGGGCUUAUAUGAGGACUGCAGCAGCUGCUUCCAGGCCAUGGGGAAGACCUCCUUCUUCCUAGGGGAGGUCGGCAACGCUGCCAAGAUGAUGCUGAUUGUGAACAUGGUCCAGGGAAGCUUCAUGGCCACAAUCGCUGAGGGCCUGACUCUGGCCCAGGUGACAGGCCAGUCCCAGCAGACACUCCUGGACAUCCUCAAUCAGGGACAGUUGGCCAGCAUCUUCCUGGACCAGAAGUGCCAAAACAUCCUCCAAGGGAACUUCAAGCCGGACUUCUACCUGAAGUACAUCCAGAAGGACCUGCGCUUGGCUAUCGCGCUGGGCGAUGCUGUCAACCACCCAACUCCCAUGGCCGCCGCAGCCAAUGAGGUGUACAAGCGGGCCAAGGCCCUGGACCAGUCGGACAACGACAUGUCUGCCGUCUACCGAGCCUACAUACACUAAGCUGCCAGCGCCCCGGACCGCCCCCCUGCCCCAACCUAUCUCCAUUCCCUUUUCUACAGACUCUGAGACUGGCCACCCUGCAGCUCACAGACCUGCUCCCCUGGAGGCCCAGGAAAGCAGGCUGAUAGCCACCGUGGUUUAUGGGAAAGCUCUGGAGCUGGGUGCUGAACACUGGACUCAAUGGUCUCUCUCAUACACACGUGGGCACGUGCGCACAUACACACAUGUGCACGCACAGAGCCUCUGGGCCCAGGAUAGAAACUGUACUCUGCCCCUUCCAGCCGGGGACCAAGAGUCCUAAGUGAGAGCUGGCAGGUGCCUCUCAGUUCUCCAGGAGGAGGAGGCUGGAGUCCUCAUCCAUCCCCCACACCUACUCCAAGACCCUUGCUGGGAGAGGCAGUGGUCCCAGACAGGCCAGUGAGCAUCCAGAGUACAGGUCCCAUGGGACCAUCCACCCCAGCGGUCCAGCUGGUGAGGACGCUGCUGUGGAAGCCCUGGGUGUGCACCUCUUCUGGGUCAAAGCCUUUGUGAGUGCAUGACUAGAGGCCAGCGGAGCCUGGUGAGUGCCACCCUCCCCAAGGCCCUGGCCUGGCCCUAGCUGGAGUCCACGCUCACCAGUGUGGUCCUUGCCAAGCUGAAUGUAUGCACUGCAGUCCAGCCUUUGGGAGCAGAGGCCUGAGGGUCACUGAGGGGGAGGAGUAUACAAACUGCCACUGCAGCUGGAGAACCCUCUGACCUGGCCCUUCUCUGCACACUUCCCGCAUGCUGCCACCCCUCCUCCAGGGACAGGCUUUCUGUCCCAGCUUUGGCCCAGACCCAGCCUGACCAGCCAUUCCUUGGGACAAGACCCAGUAUCUUCCUCCAGCCAACAUCUCGGGCUCUGGGGUCCUCUGGAGCUCAAGGAAGAACCGAGCCUCCUGGAAGGCCAGCUCAGCCCCCUGGAGGUCCCCUUGGACGGGACCAGAGCAGGCCUGGAGAGUCUCAGAACAAGAAGUCUUUGUUUAAGGGUGCCCGGUCCUCUGCUUUGCCUGGUGGGCUUCCCCAAAGUCACCGUUGGCAGGAGAUCAGCAUUUAUAGGGAGAUAUGUAACUAUAUAUAUAUGUAUAUGUGGGGCCCUGCCCCUACAACCCUGGCCCAUAUUUCACUGGUGGGAUGACCUGAGGCCAUGGGGGUAGGGGUGGUGCAUCUGGGGGUUAGGGCAUCCUUUGUAAUUUCACUGGGUUUGAACCCUUUUCCAACCGGAGGCAACCUGUUUUAGGCCUGGCCCGACACACUGGGGUGGGGGAUGGGGGGCAGAGGGAAAUGCUGUAAUAAAACUGGUUGGUCAAUGUUGUCUUAAUGUUGGAAAUUCUGUAAAGUUCCUUUUUAUGACUAUUUCUGUUUAAGCUAUUUCACCUUUGUUUUGAAACCCUUCCCUUUUUAAGGAGAAAAUGUGACAUGUCGAAAAGCUUGUAAGAAAAGCCCCUCUCCCACUCCCACGCUUUUUCCUUUCACCCUCCCUUAAAUGACAAAUCUUGGUAAUUGAGGUUGUGAAUUUUUAUUUUUGCUCUGUUUUUAAUGAACACUUGUCUUUCAGAAUAGGAUUGUGUGAUGUUUAAAUUGAAGAAAAACGAUUUUGUGCAAUUAACAAAAGCUACUGCAAGAAAAUAAAACAUUUCUUGGUAA